Molecule: messenger RNA, 2335 nt
Organism: Musa acuminata AAA Group (dessert banana)
Lineage: Eukaryota; Viridiplantae; Streptophyta; Magnoliopsida; Zingiberales; Musaceae
Product: leucine-rich repeat receptor-like serine/threonine-protein kinase RGI4
Exons: 1
Coding region: 185-2266 (693 amino acids)
Molecular function (GO): protein binding
Source: RefSeq, a predicted model, not a curated record
CUUACCUUUGGUCGUCAUCCUCCUCCGUCCACGAAGCACGAGUGUGGAAAAAGUUGCUCGUUGCUUCUUUGGUUCUGCUGCGAAGACCAGAGAGACAGAGAAGAGGUCAAACAUCUUCGAUUCUUUUGUGUUCUCUUCGUUAUCUUCUCACUCCACUUACGUGUUUGUUGAAGAGCCGGGUGAAAUGAAGACGUAUGUGGAACCCUUCUUCCUUCCUCUUCUCUUCUUGUGCUUCCUUUUGUGUUCUUUGCAUGGCUCUGCUGACACUCCCACCUCCCAACUCAGCCAAACCCAAACACGAAUCAUGGGGAUUCUCUCCCGGAGCCUCCACAGCUCCUUACCCAACGCUAAAUGGAACACGAGUGACCCAAAUCCUUGUCGUUGGAUAAGAGUCAAGUGCUCUUCUUCAGGAAACUCCUCGGUGGUCAAAAGCCUAGACCUCUCCGGCGUCGGCUUAUACACCGCCUUCAACUCCUCGUCGGCUGCCAGAUUCUUCGACCUACUCUGCCGCCUUGACUCUUUGGAGUCCCUUGACCUCUCUGCGAACUCUUUGACCGUCAUCCCCGGGUUCUUCUUCCCCAACUGCAGCUUCUUGCAUGGGCUGAAGUCACUCAAUCUCAGCUCCAAUAUGUUAUAUGGUGCUCUAACAAAUUUCUCGCGUUUCAGUUCUUUGGAGACGCUGGAUAUGUCUUUCAAUAACUUCAUUGGAGCAGUCGAUUCGCAGUUAGAUGGCCUCGCCAGAUUGAAAAGCUUGAAUCUUUCUGCGAAUGGCUUCACCGGAGAGAUGCCUGCUCUUGAGAAGAGCCAAGGAUUGGAGGAACUGGUUCUGUCUGCGAAUUCCUUCAAUGGCCAAAUCCCAAGUGACAUCGGUGGCCAUCAAAACCUGACCCUAUUGGAUCUAAGCCAGAAUGACCUCUCUGGGUCGACUCCAGAAGGGAUCGGGAAGCUCUCUAAGUUGGAGACGCUGCUCCUUUCUUCUAAUAAGUUGGGCGGGCUGAUCCCCAAAAGCUUGUCCAACAUCACGAGUCUCUCUCGAUUUGCCGCCAAUCAGAACCAAUUCAUCGGCAGCAUACCUUCCGGAAUUACCAAGUAUGUCAGGGUUUUGGACCUCAGCUACAAUAGCCUUGGCGGCGAGAUACCAGCGGACCUUCUCUCAGCUCCUAAUCUGGUGUCCGUGGAUCUGACAAACAAUAAGCUUCAAGGUCAUAUUCCUAAUAAUCUGUCUCAUAAUCUCUACCGAUUGCGGCUUGGUGGGAAUUCACUCAAUGGGACCAUUCCAGAAACGAUUGGGAAUCUCUCCAAUUUGACGUACUUGGAGCUGAAUGACAAUAAUUUGGACUCGCAGAUUCAUCCACAGAUCGGCGGCUGCAAGAAUCUGACGCUCUUAAAUCUUGCAUCCAAUCGUUUGCAUGGCGAAUUGCUGGAGGAGUUGGGUAGCCUUCAAAAGCUGGUUGUAUUGAAGCUUCAAAAGAACAACCUCAGUGGCGGCAUCCCUGAUAAGCUCUUCGAAUUGCAGGUCAAAUUGAACGUACUAGAUCUAAGCCUAAACUCCCUCACUGGUGUGAUCCCAUCCGCAAUUUCCAGAUUAGAGAGUCUUUCGAACUUGAUCUUAGAAGGUAAUAAUUUCGAUGGUUCUAUACCCGAUACCAUUGGUAACAUGCCAUCUCUGAUGGAACUGAAGCUGGGAGGCAACAGGCUGAGUGGAACAGUUCCUACAAUGCCUGCUAACCUGAGGAUAGCUCUUAACCUCAGUCAUAACUUACUCAGUGGAUCCAUACCACCCUCUCUCGUUGCUUUAACAGAAUUGGAGGUUGUUGAUCUCUCAGACAAUGGUUUUACUGGUGAGAUUCCAAGUUUUUUAGCAGGCAUGAGAAGCUUGACACUGUUAAAUCUGUCCAUCAAUAAUCUUUCUGGAAUUCGUCCUGCAUUUGGAAAGCAUGUUUCUGUCAUCACCUCUGGGAACAGGUAUCUCAUAUACUCAACCGAAAGCCAAAACACAUCCGGGUCAAUAAAAAAUAUCACCUUGGAUGAAGCGAUCGUCAUUGCAACGUUCAUCAGCGGUAUCAUCGUCUCCUACUCGGUGGCGACAAUCGUAUACCAUUGCUUGUAUCCGUCAAAAAAGAGAGACCAAACUGUAAGGAAUUCUAUUUUAGACGGGUCCUCGCCUUCCUUCAGGCUCUUCAUCGAAAGAGUACACAGACUCCAGCGUCAGGCCAUGUACGUAGAAAGUGAUGAUUCCGAACUCUCCUUGGCGACAGCAGAGUGAUGUCACCCACUUGCUUAGCUGUUCUCAGAAUCACCAUAUUCCACACGAAGUCUCUACUUAGCUGUAACU